AUGUCAAUAAUCAUUUUCAGUUUCUUUGUAAUAAUUAACCUGGCCUUUUCUACUUCGCAGAAUUCCUCACUCCCUUCAUGCAAACUGUGGUAUUAUCCCGAACCUCUAGAAAAGGGGAUUAGUAUCAAUUUUGGAUCCUAUAAGUUGGGAGGUUACUCGCCCGGUUACGAUCCAUAUCCUGGACUAACUGACUUUUAUAUCAGUGAGGGUUACGAAACUUCUACCACAUGGGAGAAUGGCCCAAAUUUCUCAUUUAUUAAUGGAGCGCCAGAAUAUACUGUUGUUCAGGGUGAAAUUUUUGGGUAUCAUACUACAAUAUCAAACUUCACAUUUGUUGUUAAUUCGAUUUUUGUUCCACCUAAAACAGGAAAUUAUAUAUUUAACUUAGAGACAAGUAACGGUUCCGCGGCUGCGUUCAGUGUUGAUUAUCAAAUAGAGUUCUACUGUUGUGACGAUUUUGAUACCGACUUGGAAUCUGAUAUAUUUUUACUAGUAAACAGUCCAGAUGCUCCUACUAAAUAUCCUAAUAAUGGUUCAGCAUAUCUUAUUCAAGGAUUUACCUACAGUUUAUACCUAAGUUAUGCAAAUAGAUAUGGUGAUGCUGUUUUAAACCUGACCAUGAUCGAUCCUGACGGAACCAAGCAUGAAUCAUUAGAUAGAUUUUUGUACCAAGUAGAAGAUAGUAAUUGUGAUGAUUGGCACAUCAAGACAACCUCUUCUGAAACCUGGACUGGCACUUAUACCGAAACAUACUAUACUUCUACAAAUACCUAUUCAGAUUCUUUAAGUGGAAAUGUUUAUGAAACUCUUUACUUAAUUAAAGUUCCUGAUUUAAAGAUCACGUCAUCCUCAACCCUAACAUCAUCCUCAACCUUAACAUCAUCCUCAACCGUAACAUCAUCCUCAACCUUAACAUCCUCGUUUAGUUUUGAAUCUUCUACAUACAAAUAUUCUUCAAAUCUCCCUUCAGUAUCAAAUUUAUCAUCCAGUGACCCAUCCUUCUCACUGUCUCAAUCAUCAUCUACGCAUUCUCAUAUAUCCUCUUCAAAGGACGUGGCAUCAUCGAAGAAUAUGACCAGCAAUAUAUUUACGAGUUUGAGCUCGUACAAAACCAUUGAACCAUCAUAUAUUGUUUCUUCAAAUAAUACUUCACCACCGGGACCCUGGUCCUCAAAAUCGGGUAUUGAUGACAAUGAAAUUACUAUUAAAACUACGACAUUCGGUCCAAUAGAAUCUAGUUCCAAAUCUUUAACGAGUAUUGAAAUCGGAACUGAGCGGUCAUCUAGUUCUGCGAAUGAUGGAAACAUAAAUACAUUUACCUCAACAACAAUUGCAACUCAACUUUCUAACAAUGGAAAAGGAGAAACAGGUAAGGUAUGGUCUAUGUAUACAACCGUUGAGUCGACCAUCUUAAACAAAGUUACAAGCUGUAAGUUUGGAUGUUUAGAGAAAACACAAAGUACUACCUACAAUGGUCAAGAAAUUAUCGAAGUUGCUCCUCACAUAUAUUCAGAGUUACCAGGGGUAUCAACAGAGAUACCGCCAAGAAACGAAUUUUUAUAUAGCAGUGACAAUCCUACUAAAGUAAUUUCCCAUGUUAUUCCUUCAACUGCCAUUCUAGUGGAGUCUCCAAACCUUGCUGCAAGUCAAAGUGUUGAUUUGCUGUCCUUCUGCUUCUUCUCAAUUAUGAUUCUUAUCUAG
Maudiozyma barnettii is the source of this 1701-nucleotide messenger RNA. RefSeq lists its product as uncharacterized. NCBI's taxonomy places the organism in Eukaryota, Fungi, Ascomycota, Saccharomycetes, Saccharomycetales, Saccharomycetaceae. The transcript has a single exon. The coding region runs from base 1 to 1701 and encodes 566 amino acids. The record is from RefSeq and is a predicted model, not a curated record.